Suillus bovinus is the source of this 838-nucleotide messenger RNA. RefSeq lists its product as uncharacterized. The record is from RefSeq and is a predicted model, not a curated record. The coding region runs from base 45 to 707 and encodes 220 amino acids. The transcript is spliced from 4 exons. NCBI's taxonomy places the organism in Eukaryota, Fungi, Basidiomycota, Agaricomycetes, Boletales, Suillaceae.
GUUGAACUCACCUCUCAACGUUGGUACAAACCUCCUUCUGUAAAAUGGAGAACCCACAACGCGAUUUUCCAGACGUGUUGACAACUCUCACUACCUCCCGUAACCCUGAUGAUUUGCGUGCGGCUGUGAACAAAUUCUACACGCACAACGCCUCUUUGCAACACCCUUUCAGGAUCGUAGAGCAUGGAGCAAACUCAAGCCAAAAAAUCUUGGGCAUGUACGAGUGGUAUCGCAUAAUUAGCCCCGAUACUACCAGUAAUGUGAAUUCAGUGUGUUACGACAAGAAAUCCCAUGUUCUUGUCGCUGAGGUAACUCAGCACUUUCAUGUGCGAAUUAGCCCCUUUAAGGCAGUCCCUUUUCGCUACAUUAUCCGCAUCAAGCUCCAGGAGCGAAAUAAGUUAUUCUAUAUCUAUGCCCAAGAAGAAUUCAUGCACCCCACGGACUUGAUGAAUUCAGUUCUGCCGCCUCUUACUCCGCUGGUCCGGCUCACACUUGUCUUUUUCACGUUUAUCGGUGUCAUGUCCUCGAAGGUGUGGGUCUUCAGCCUGCUCCUGUGGGCGAAGCUCUUCGGCAUAGGUAGCGACAUUCAGAGAGGCCAAGUGAAAUCGGGCUCGACGAGGUCGGUGCAACCUGAAGCCCGGGAGACGGUAGAUGGGGUGUUGAAGACUACGCAAUACGGACAGUCCAAAGGUAACGGAAACAAUUGAAUUCUGGCCCACUUCAGCUUUGGCUUCUCCAGUUCAUCGAUUCAUCAUCAUUCGCAGCUGUACUUUAUGCACUAGCAGGAUCAGGACACUGUACUUUUAUCACCAAUACUUAGAAGCUGUAUUUUCCGACG